UGAAACAUAGUGCUUGGUGUUUUGACUUUAAUUGUUUUUGCGGAUGGAAAAGAAAUAUGCAGACUGCUCCAUAUUUGUCCACAUAACAUGAAUUACUCAGUCUUGAUUAUGAUUCCUUCAUUGUAUUCAUUUUAAGUCUCAGUACUAGUCAAACAGUUUGAGGUAGUCCCGUGUGUUAGUGGAGAAAAAGGAGCACCUCGGUAUAUGAAGAUUAGCGACCCAGCAUACAACUGUUGCUCUAAUCCGCUCUGAGAGGAUAGGCUUAGCACAACUACAAGACAAGAUCGACACUGACAUAUUGUUUUAUUUUAUUUUUUCCAUACUUUUUGUUUCUAUUUUUAUUUUCUAUUUUGAGAUUGUUUUAAAGAAAGAAUCCUGAAGACCUCGGUGUAUUCAUGCGGUAAUUAACAUGUUUUCUAGCUAACUAUCCAGAGUGAAAACUACCUCGCUGCUGUUUAUCUCCUACACUGACCACUAACCUACAGUCAUUUGAAAUCUUAAGUCUCAUAUCACAUUGAACUGACGAUGAAGGACCGACUGGAACAACUAAAAGCGAAGUCGGAUCAAACUCCUGAUGAUGUGGAAAUUCCGGUGGAAAAUAAAGAAUUUAUGGAUGAGUUCUUCGCUCAGAUUGAAGAAAUCCGCACCAGUAUUGACAAGAUUGAUGAAAAUGUAGGCGAGAUAAAGCGGCUGUAUUCUGUCAUUCUCUCUGCACCUACAUCAGAACAGAAGACACAGGAUGAAUUGGAAGCAGUUACUAAUGAGAUAAAGAAACUGGCCAACAAUGCUCGUAACAAACUGAAAAGCAUUGAGCAGAGUUUGGCAUCUAACACUGAAGAGAGGGUUUCAGCAGAUAUCCGGAUAAAGAAAUCUCAGCAUGCUAUUCUUGCUAAGAGAUUUGUAGAAGUGAUGACCAAAUACAAUGAAGCCCAAUUGGAGUUUAGAGAGAAGAGCAAAGGGCGCAUCCAAAGACAGCUGGAGAUCACUGGCAAAGCCACAACUGAUGAAGAGCUGGAGGAAAUGCUGGAUGGCGGAAACGCUGCAGUAUUCACAGCAGGAAUUAUGGACUCUGGGAUAUCAAAACAGGCACUAAGUGAGAUUGAGGCACGACACAAAGAUAUUAUGCGACUGGAGAGCAGCAUAAAAGAGUUGCACGACAUGUUUGUGGACAUUGCAGUACUGGUGGAAAAUCAGGGAAGCAUGAUUGACAGGAUUGAAAGCAACAUGGACCAGUCUGUGGGUUUUGUUGAAAGAGCCGUGGCUGACACUAAAAAGGCUGCAAAGUUCCAACAAGAAGCACGCAGGAAGCAAAUGAUGAUCAUGAUAUGUUGCACAAUUCUUGCGGUCAUCUGUGGUUCUCUGCUGUAUAGCUGGCUGACAUAAACUUCAAAGCAAAGAGGUUGUCUACUUUUUCAUGUCGUGUCUCUAUCAAGAAUCAAGAUAAGAAAACAUCCGUACACACACAACAUGUUUUCCAGUGCUUGUUCAUCUAAUUUUCCCAUCUUGUUUUUUGUCUUUUA
Carassius carassius (crucian carp) is the source of this 1520-nucleotide messenger RNA. RefSeq names its product syntaxin-3-like. Gene Ontology annotation, molecular function: SNAP receptor activity; SNARE binding. NCBI's taxonomy places the organism in Eukaryota, Metazoa, Chordata, Actinopteri, Cypriniformes, Cyprinidae. Gene Ontology annotation, biological process: exocytic insertion of neurotransmitter receptor to postsynaptic membrane; intracellular protein transport; synaptic vesicle fusion to presynaptic active zone membrane. Gene Ontology annotation, cellular component: synaptic vesicle; SNARE complex; presynaptic active zone membrane. The transcript is spliced from 11 exons. The record is from RefSeq and is a predicted model, not a curated record. The coding region runs from base 526 to 1383 and encodes 285 amino acids.